AUGUGGCACAACGUCGGGCUGACCCUGCUCGUGUUCGUGGCCACGCUGCUGAUCGUCCUGCUGCUGAUGGUGUGCGGUUGGUAUUUUGUAUGGCAUCUAUUUUUAUCUAAAUUCAAGUUUCUGCGGGAACUGGUGGGAGACACAGGAUCCCAGGAGGGAGAUCAUGAGCCUUCAGGAUCAGAAACAGAGGAAGACAGUUCAUCCUCUCCACACAGGAUCAGGUCUGCUCGCCAUAGGAGGGCACCUGCUGAUGAAGGCCACUGA
Molecule: messenger RNA, 264 nt
Organism: Orycteropus afer afer
Lineage: Eukaryota; Metazoa; Chordata; Mammalia; Tubulidentata; Orycteropodidae
Gene: SMIM13
Product: small integral membrane protein 13
Exons: 2
Coding region: 1-264 (87 amino acids)
Source: RefSeq, a predicted model, not a curated record